GGCUUUCCUCUCAGCUACAGUAAACACCAACUCACCACUCUCUCUGUCUCUCUCUCUCUUUUAUCUCUCUUCUCUCUACAAAGUACAUCUCACCAGGAAUCAAUAAUGCCAAAAAAUCACUUCAGAAUUCAGGCCCCAACCGACCCCCUGUCAAGCCAUCAACUGCGGCUGGACGCAGUGCGACGCUGCAGCCGAGCCACGCCCCUCUCUCUUCCUCUCUCUCUCCCUUACAUACCGCUAAAGCACUCUGGUAGGAAUAGUAUCAUGUGUACUAACAUGGCCGGAGAAAAAAAGAAGAGAGAGAGACAACAAGGUGCAGCAGGAUGGAUGCUGCUUUUUUUAGCCGCAGCACAGCACAGCACAGCAAGCAGGGCACAUUUCAAUCUCAGCCCGUGCGUGUGCGAAUGUGAAUGUGACUGCGUACGAGUAUAUGCGUAUUAGUCCUGUGCUCUCUCACUUAUUUACAACCCUUGACCAGAAGCGCCCACCGAUUUGUGCGCCUCUUGUACGACUCUGUGUUCCUCCAAGGCAACUCAACAGUGAUAA
Trichoderma harzianum CBS 226.95 is the source of this 546-nucleotide messenger RNA. RefSeq lists its product as hypothetical. Lineage: Eukaryota; Fungi; Ascomycota; Sordariomycetes; Hypocreales; Hypocreaceae. The coding region runs from base 106 to 441 and encodes 111 amino acids. The transcript has a single exon. The record is from RefSeq and is a predicted model, not a curated record.